GUUUCUCGUCCGUCAAGGAGCGAUUGUUCUCUUCUAGAGUUCUGUUCUCAUUCUCCGCCUCCUCCGCGCGGCGAUUCGCCGUCGCCAGCUCUCGUUCCAGCCGGUUCCGCUCCCCGUCCAGCUCGCGAUUGAUGUCGCCGAGACUAUGCACCUGGUCUGUGAGAAUGCGAAUCUGGUCGUUCAGGGCUGUCUUUUCCUAUCCCGCAGGUCGACGGGGAAGGGGAGCAUCUCGUUGGUACCAGGGAAGAGGACAGGGCGGACCGGUUUCUGGCAGUCGAAGGUGCGCGGGACAACAGACCCGGGGGCUACGACGGGCAUGCUGGGAAAAGCGGGCAUAACGGGCAUUGCAGGGAGAGUCGGCGGCUUCGG
This is a messenger RNA of Aspergillus ochraceoroseus IBT 24754, 369 nucleotides long. RefSeq lists its product as uncharacterized. The coding region runs from base 132 to 338 and encodes 68 amino acids. The record is from RefSeq and is a predicted model, not a curated record. Lineage: Eukaryota; Fungi; Ascomycota; Eurotiomycetes; Eurotiales; Aspergillaceae. The transcript has 2 exons.